UCUCUCUCUCUCUCUCUCUCUCUCUCUCUCUCUCUCUCUCUCUCAAAAAUCCGUCAUUUUCAGCUCUUUCUCGAUUUCAAUUGCUUCAUCUGAUGCUGAAAUUCUCCGAAAUCCGACUCCCGUUCGAAGUCCUUUAGCUGAUGCUAUAGCUAUUUCGAGCUGUUUCUCUUCAUCUGAUCUUUCAUUUCUUUUUCGUUUGAUUUCGAUCUUUCUCAGCUAGAAACCGUAAUCUCUUCGUUCCCCUUUUCAGAUCGUGCGAUUUCGAUAUCUGUUUUGUCAGUUUUAGCUGCUCCCCCAGUGUUUUUUUUUCCUUUUUCUCUUUCUGAAAUUGAAAUCGGACCGUUGGAUUUGAAACUCUCUGUUUGGUUCUUGAUCGCCUCCCCGUAGCUGACGCUGAGAACUGGCGGAAGAAAGGUACGCGACGAGUUCACGUUUUCUCGAGACGAGGAGAAGUACGCGGUUUUCUCGCCAUUUUCUCGAUUCUUGCUAGUUCCUCUCUCUACCCGCACAUGAAUACGCGGGUAAACGAGCGCCCAAGUGUUCGACAUCAAAGCCGUUAAUAAGGUUUGCCUCACGGUGCGUGUGGUCUAGAUCAGAACUCAGGCCGGUCCGCUCAUUAGGUGGGCCACGCGUGCAUUGCAAAAUUGAACGGUUUAGAAGAAACCAUUGCCAGCGUUUCCCAUUCAUUCAAAGACGGUGCAGAUUAGGUCCAUUUCCAUGUUGAUGGGUAACGGGUCUUUAUCGAGUUGCAGGAAGGUUGCUUUCAGGGUGGUGGGUGAUGCUUCAGUUUUUGGCUUUUGAACAUUUAAAAACCUUUAGUUUCACUGCUUCAGUUUCAGAGAGCAACAUCUGAGAGUGAGAUCUUGUUGGCAUUUGUUUUGAUUGUUCAAAGUCAAACGAAAGUAUGGUGUAUGUUGAUUUUGUUUUUGGCUGUAAUACAUGAAGCUUCCACUGCAGAUUACCCUGGCUUGCAUCACUAGCGUCCUCUGGUUUCAGUAUAUUUCUUGCGAUGAAUUUCCAGGAGGGCCGGGUAUGGAAAAAUGGACAUGUUUAUGUGCAGCUAGUAAUAUAGGAACAGAGAGCUAUGCUCUUGUAGCUAACUGUUCUACAGCCUGUGAUUGUAGACCCGAUGCUGUAAGUGGACCAGAUGGGGAAAAAUGGACAUGCUUAUGUGCUGCUGAAGGGGGCCCUACCACAUCGGCCAGCAUCCACAAUGCCAAUUGUUUUACAUCCUGCAACUGCUCAUCUGGUUCUUCUGCUACAUCAAAUGCUGCAAAGAAGCACAUUUCCGGCAAACUGGUUGUCUACAUUCUCUUACUGUGUGUUGUUCUUACAACUGUUGCAUUUAUUGCUUCGAUAGCUUGUUAUAUCUAUCGGAAGGAUAGAUGUCCUGUGCAAACGCCAAUAUUUUUGUCUGACAAAGAAUCAAGCUGGAAUAGUGCUACCAACUUAAUAAGCCGUCGGUCAGCUACAGUGCCAGAAUUUCAAGUAAAUAUAAACUCUCGGUUCAACCCAAUCACAGGAUGCAUACACAAGGCUUCCUUCAUGUUUCGAAGCAAAAGAGAAAUGAUACCUGGGGCAAUUAUCCAAUUUUCCUACUUUGAAUUGGAGCAAGCAACCGAUAAAUUCUCAAAUUCUAAUCUGAUAGGGCUUGGAGGUAGCAGCGAAGUUUACCGUGGUCAGCUCAAAGAUGGAAGAGCUGUGGCAGUUAAACGACUAAAGAUGAAGGGAGGGCCAAAUGCAGACUCUGAGUUUUUGACUGAGAUUGAAUUGAUAUCAAGACUCCACCACUGUCAUGUAGUUCCUUUGCUUGGCUACUGCUCAGAGUCCCAAGGAAGGCAUGCUGAGAGGCUGCUGGUAUUUGAGUACAUGCCAAAUGGCAAUCUAAGAGAUUGCUUAGAUCUGACUCAGGGCAAAGAAACCAUAGACUGGGGAACACGUGUUGGCAUUGCAAUUGGAGCUGCAAGGGGCUUGGAAUAUCUCCAUGAAGCAGCUGCUCCUAGGAUUCUGCACAGGGAUGUCAAAUCCACCAACAUUCUUUUAGAUGAGAAAUGGAGAGCUAAGAUAACUGAUCUUGGAAUGGCCAAACGCUUAAUGGCUGAUGAUCUUCCUAGCUGUUCGAAUUCUCCGGCAAGAAUGCUUGGGACAUUUGGAUAUUUUGCUCCAGAAUAUGCGAUUGUUGGAAAGGCCUCACUGAAAUCUGAUGUUUUCAGUUUCGGUGUGGUUCUCUUGGAGUUGAUCAGUGGUCGCCAACCUAUCAAUAAAUCAUCCAAAAAGGGCGAAGAAAGCCUUGUGAUAUGGGCAACCCCUCGCUUGCGUGAUAGUAAGCGGCUUGUCUCGGAAUUAGCUGACCCCCUUCUCAAAGGGAACUUCCCAGAAGAAGAGGUGCAUAUAAUGGCCCAUUUGGCCCGGGAGUGCCUACAACUGGAUCCCGAAUCCCGGCCUACAAUGAGUGAAAUUGUCCAAAUCCUCUCCACCAUCACACCAGAUAAAUCUAAAAGAAGAAAUUUCCCAAUAAAUUACUUUCAGAGCCCGAUAUCUCGAAGCAUGAGGAGUGCAGUUGAUGUGGAGAGGCCUGAGCAACGGGCUGACGGCCUGGUCACUGGAGGUGAACUGAGGCAUGCAACGUCCGAGAGAUGGCUUGAUCGACAUUCGCUGCCAUUAGCAGUUGAUCAGAAUCUAUGUGAUGAGGGUAGGAAAGAAGCUGAUACAGUUUUGUCCGCAGAGUAUAUAGAAAGACUGAUUCUAUUAUCAUCGAAAGCUCGGAGUUGGCGGGCCCAAGAUGAUGAGGCUGUGGACUUGACCGAACCACGGUUCGAGUCAUUUUUGGAGGCCAAUGUCCGGUCCCUUUGAUGUGUAAUGCGCUCCGAGUUUUGAGUCAGUUACCAUAAAUGCCUCCAAAAUCCUGGUAAAUUGAUGGGAAACACAAUCACCCUGAAUUUCAUACAACUGAGUGAAAAUGGCAGAGGUAACCAAAAUCCUUGUGUGAGUUGUGUGUGUUUUGUGUUUUGUCGAUCAUGUCACAGAGAGGAUGAAAAAUUACCACA
Messenger RNA from Magnolia sinica, 3047 nucleotides. RefSeq names its product receptor-like serine/threonine-protein kinase NCRK. Bases 940 to 2853 code for a protein of 637 amino acids. The transcript is spliced from 12 exons. NCBI's taxonomy places the organism in Eukaryota, Viridiplantae, Streptophyta, Magnoliopsida, Magnoliales, Magnoliaceae. The record is from RefSeq and is a predicted model, not a curated record. Gene Ontology annotation, molecular function: ATP binding; protein kinase activity. Gene Ontology annotation, biological process: protein phosphorylation.